Paralichthys olivaceus (Japanese flounder) is the source of this 2675-nucleotide messenger RNA. RefSeq names its product nuclear respiratory factor 1 (gene nrf1). Gene Ontology annotation, biological process: regulation of transcription by RNA polymerase II. Gene Ontology annotation, molecular function: DNA-binding transcription factor activity, RNA polymerase II-specific; RNA polymerase II cis-regulatory region sequence-specific DNA binding. Gene Ontology annotation, cellular component: nucleus. NCBI's taxonomy places the organism in Eukaryota, Metazoa, Chordata, Actinopteri, Pleuronectiformes, Paralichthyidae. The record is from RefSeq and is a predicted model, not a curated record.
GCUACAGACAGAGUGUGGAGGGGCCCGUGAAUGCAGCACUAGUGCAGAUCAGUGUUGUGUGCGCGGAGCUGCGUGUGUGUGUACGUGUGUGUGUGUGUCUGCGUGUGUUUGCUGCUGGCUCCCCUCUGUCCUCCAUUACAGCUCGGAUCCAUCCCCGCUGUACGGCGCAGGCCCGAAGUAGCGCAGCCGCUCUGAGUCAUUGUACCGUCGAUCUAGCUGUGUAGACCGGGUGGCCAAUAAUGGACGAGCACGGCAUUCACCAGGCAGAACACAUGACAACCAUCGAGGCCAGCGCUGUCAGCCAACAGGUCCAUCAGGUACAUGUGACCACUUACACUGAAACUUCCAUGAUGAGUGCUGAGGAGGACUCGACGUCCUCGCCAGAUGACGAUCCAUACGAUGACACAGAUAUCCUCAAUUCGGCAGGCACCGAUGAGAUCACCGCACACCUAGCUGCUGCAGGGCCAGUAGGCAUGGCAGCCGCUGCUGCUGUGGCAACCGGCAAGAAAAGAAAGAGGCCUCACAUCUUUGAAUCCAACCCCUCCAUCCGCAAGAGGCAGCAGACCCGUCUGCUCAGGAAACUAAGAGCUACACUUGAUGAGUAUACCACCAGAGUGGGGCAGCAGGCCAUAGUGCUGUGUAUUUCUCCCUCCAAACCCAACCCAGUGUUCAAGGUGUUUGGCGCUGCUCCUCUGGAGAAUGUGGUGAGGAAGUAUAAGAGCAUGAUGUUGGAGGAUCUGGAGAACGCUCUGGCUGAACACGCCCCUGCAGGUGGAGAUCUGGCCUCAGAGCUGCCCCCCCUCACCAUAGACGGCAUCCCUGUGUCUGUGGAUAAGAUGACCCAGGCCCAGCUGCGAGCAUUCAUCCCAGAGAUGCUGAAGUACUCUACAGGCCGAGGGAAGCCUGGCUGGGGUAAAGAGAGCUGCAAGCCAGUGUGGUGGCCUGAAGACAUCCCCUGGGCCAACGUCCGCAGCGAUGUCCGUACAGAGGAGCAGAAACAGAGGGUUUCUUGGACGCAGGCGUUGCGAACCAUCGUGAAGAACUGCUACAAGCAGCACGGCCGUGAGGAUCUGUUGUAUGCGUUUGAAGACCAUCAGGUAACCACGGUUACCACCACCCAGCACCACCUGGCCACAGCACAAAGUAUCGCUCACCUUGUGCCCUCACAAACUGUGGUGCAGACCAUCAACAACCCCGAUGGAACAGUCUCGCUCAUUCAGGUUGGCACAGGACACACAGUUGCCACUCUGGCAGAUGCCUCGGAGCUGCCGGGUGUGACGGUGGCACAGGUUAACUACUCCACUGUGACAGAUGGAGAGGUGGAGCAGAAUUGGGCCACCCUCCAUAGCGGGGAGAUGACAAUCCAAACCACUCAAGCGUCAGAGGCCACGCAGGCAGUAGCGUCCCUGGCUGAAGCUGCUGUCGCCGCCAGUCAUGAGAUGCAGCCUGGUGCCACCGUCACGAUGGCUCUAAACAGUGAGGCAGCGGCUCACGCUGUAGCGACUUUGGCAGAGGCCACUCUACAAGGUGGAGGGCAGAUCGUCCUGGCAGAGACGGCAGCUGCUGUCGGGGCACUAGCUGGGGUUCAGGACGCCACAGGUUUGGUCCAGAUCCCAGUCAGCAUGUAUCAGACUGUAGUGACCAGCCUUGCACAGGGUAACCGGCCUGUCCAGGUUGCCAUGGCACCUGUUGCCACACGCAUAGACAACACUGUCACUCUGGACGGCCAGGCAGUAGAGGUUGUGACCCUGGAGCAGUGACACUUGGAACCCUGGAAGGAGCAGAAGGCACUGAUUGACCACCUUGGGGAUUUGUCUGUCCUACUGCCCGUUGUUAAUUAUGUAAAGACUUGAUUUUUCGGUGUAAUAUUUUUUCCCCCAUUUAGCUUCUUUUUUUUUUUUUUUAGCUCUGUGAUGUUGAGUAUUUAGUAUUUAUUUCUAUCAAUUAACCUUUACUUAAAACAAAGAUGAACCAAAAAGCCCGGAAGGAAAGCCACCACUGCUUCAGUGUGUUACCUAUCACUGUUACGGAUUUUCUACAUUGUCUCUGUGCUUGAAUGUUUUGUUUUAAGGUUGCAUUUACAAUUCAGUGAAGUCAAGCAACCACUGCUUCCCACAUCCUUUAUCACUGCUAACUUUCACUCUUUCCAACUCGGUUCCCUUAAACCUCUGAGCUGCAGACACUCCCCCGACGUUUUCCUCACAUUAGAUGGUAAAUUAUGUUGAAACACCAUAUUGUCAUAUGCUUUUCCCCUGUGCUGUUUUUACUGUGGUCCAUGCACAUUCUAAGAUUUGUGAAGACUCAGGAUACACAUCAAGUUUUUUUUCUUUUUCUGCUGAGCUGACUUCUCGCAGCAGCCAUUUUGACAACCCAAUCCAUUUAUUGUCAGUGCAUGGAUAGGAUCAUCCCUUUGAAUGUUAUUUUUUUAACAUGAACUUCUUUGUAUGUCACUUAGGACUCGGUGGUCAACAUCACUUUGUAUAUGACAGGAAGUUGGUUAUACUUGGACAGGAAAUGCAGUCUUUGAAAUGCAAAUAUCAAAAAUCUUGCAACAAAAAAAUUGCUUGCAAAGAAUCUGCUUAUUUUGAUGCAGCUGUGACAAUUGGUUCCACUCUCACCAAACAUGUGUAUUUAAAGAAAUAAAGUCCAAUUGACUGACUGCUGUUUACCACUCA